AUGUCUCUCAUUAACUCUGAUGCAUUUGUUGCAUUGGUGCUUGGUAUAUUGGGCUUCCUAUCCUUCUAUUCUUCCAUUGAUGGUGAAUUCGUUUUUGAUGACACAGAAGCCAUUAUUAACAAUAAAGAUUUAAAUCUCGAUACUCCUCUUGAAGAGUUGUUCCGUCAUGAUUUCUGGGGCACAUAUGUAACUCAUAAUGCCAGCCACAAAUCCUAUCGUCCGCUGACAGUAUUAUCAUUUAGAUUUCAUGUUUGGUGGAAUAAAGGAAAACUGGAUCCAUUUCAUUUUCAUCUUUUAAAUUUGUUAUUACAUGGUGUGGCAACUUCAUUAUCGUAUCCAGUUUUUGGAAAGCUUUUUAACAUUGAAAACUUAUGGUUAUCAAAAGCUUUUGUUGCAACAUUGUUAUUUGCUGUACAUCCCAUUCAUACUGAAACUGUCGCUGGAGUUGUUGGACGUGCUGAUUUAUUAUGUACAAUAUUCUCUUUCCUGUCCUUUCUGGUUUACUGUAACUCAUUAAAAAGUGAUGGUCCUAUAAAAACAAUAGCCAUAAUGACUUUUUCUGGUGCUUUGGCAGGUGUUGGAAUGUUAUGUAAAGAACAAGGAAUUACAAUAAUUGGUGUGUGCUGUGUUUAUGACUUGUUGAUAGUUACCAGAACCCAUCCGUUUGACUUUCUAUCAAAUUUGAACAUGAUUCAGUCCAAUCUUUAUUCUUCGAAGAUCUCAUCAUACAAUAGAACAAUGUCCCUUACAAUGUUUGCUAAAAAACAUCAACUAGUUCUUGUAAGGCAUAUUAUGCUGUUACUUGCUGGAAGUCUAUUACUUUACUUUAGAUGUUGGAUAAUGAAUUUUACUCAGCCUGUUUUUCGGGAAAUUGAUAAUCCUCAUUCAUUUGCUGAGAGUUUCAUUGAAAGGAUUCUCAACUACAAUUACCUCUAUUCAUUAAAUGCUUGGCUUCUGUUAUGCCCUGAGUGGUUGUGUUUUGACUGGUCCAUGGGGUGUAUUCCUUUAAUUACUAUUAGUGCAGGAUUCAAUGAUACACGCUUGCUCGCUAUUACUGCUUUUUGGACUGUAUUCAUAUCUUUGGUUGCAACUAAUUUGACCUUUCCAUUUACAGCUGAAAAAAGAGAAGUUCUGUUGGCACUUUCCUGUAUAGUCAUACCUUUUUCAAUAGCUUCUAAUGUCCUAUUCAGAGUUGGGUUUGUUAUUGCUGAAAGAAUACUUUAUUUACCAUCUAUUGGUUAUUGCAUGCUUAUUGCAUUAGGAAUUCAGCAAUUGAAGACAUACUUCAAAAACACCUAUUUAAUCAAUGCGUUUUUAAUGUUUUUACUCAUUACUAAUACCUUCCGAUGUCAUCAAAGAGCUGCUGAAUGGAGAAAUGAAAAAGAUCUGUUCACAUCUGGUCUAAAAGUUUGUCCUUUGAAUGCAAAGGUUCAUUAUAAUUUUGCAAAGCAUUCCAGCAACCCAUCUAUUGCCAUAAAACAUUACCGAAGAGCAAUUUUGCUUUAUCCAGAUUAUGAGCAAGCCAUGAACAAUUUAGCGAAUGUUCUUAGAGAAAAUGGAAAUAUUACUGAAUCCGAAAGUUUGUUGCGUAAAGCUAUUUUGAUAAGACCUGAUUUUGCAGCAGCUUGGAUGAAUUUGGGCAUUGUUUUAGCUAAUACAAAUAGGUACGAUGAGGCACUUGAAUGUUAUAACUAUGCCUUGACAUAUAGAAAAAAUUACCCCGAUUGUUAUUAUAAUUUAGGAAAUCUCUUCCUUUCUCAAAAGCUAUAUAAUGAAGCCUUCAUAGCUUGGAAGCAGGCAACCAGCCUCAAACCAACACAUAGCAUUGCUUGGAAUAAUAUGAUAGUCAUGUUGGAUUCCAUAGGUGAAUUUGAUAAGGCACAAAGCUUAGCCACUGAAGCUUUAAUGUAUCUUCCCAACGACUCUGCACUUCAUUUUAAUUUAGCCAAUACACUUGGUAAAAAAGGUUAUUAUGAAAAUGCAGAACAACAUUUUUUAACAGCAAUAAAACUAAAAAAAAAUGAAGCUCUCUACCAUACGAAUCUUGGAGUCCUAUAUCACAGAUGGAAAAAAUAUCAUCAAGCUGAGAAUGAAUAUAUGAAGGCACUUAAACUUAAUCCUAAUCUGAAGAAUGUGGAUCAAAAUUUAAAAACUGUUAGAAAAUUUAUUUUUAAACAGAAGGAAUAA
Molecule: messenger RNA, 2187 nt
Organism: Nezara viridula (southern green stink bug)
Lineage: Eukaryota; Metazoa; Arthropoda; Insecta; Hemiptera; Pentatomidae
Source: the annotation of a GenBank genome assembly